AUGGAGAAAGUCCUUGUCUUGCUGGGGUUUGCCCUAGUCUUGGGCCAGGUGUCUUCCAGCCUUCAGAAAACAAAUUUGAAACGGAAGGCUGACGGAGAGGAAUGUUACCAGCACUCAGAUUGCAGAAGCAAGUGCUGUCUCAUAAGCUUGUACUGGAGUAUGAACUUUUGUGCUCCCAAAGGAAAAAUAGAGAUGCUAUGUUUACCACAGACAACAACAAACACAACCAUCCUUUGUCCCUGCCACUGGGGCCUGAGUUGCAGAUCUAUUGAUCACUUCUGUCCCCGCCGGUGCCUGAUGUUUUAGAGAAUGGAAUUCAGUGUCCACGAGCCUCUGGUCCGCACAGAACCUGAUGUGGCAGGCCCCUGCCUCCCGUACCUUCCUGCCAUCUUCUUCUUCCUCCUCCCUCCCAGCAGGCAGCCCCGCCUCCAUCAUCUACAAUCAGGUUCCUAGCACAUUAAAGCUCCUACCUGAUGACCUUGCAUGGGCCUGACUCGCAUCUUUGCCUCUGAGUGGCUAUUAGGGCUCUGUUGGGGAUGGGACAGGGCCAGGGAGGAUGGAAGAUGCAUCAAAGAGAGAGCUCUGAAGGGACUUAGGAGAACUUGGAAGAAAGCCCAGAGAAAACCCCAAAUAGAGUCAUGAAGAGUUGGACACAACCGAAACAACUGAACAACAAAUAGGCUAACUAGUUUCAGUAGUAACCAUUGAAGAAAAAAAAAAUAUGGUUCAAGGCAGUUAUUUUUAUGAAAAGCUUUCUCUUUUGUAAAAUUUGUUGUA
Molecule: messenger RNA, 777 nt
Organism: Vombatus ursinus (common wombat)
Lineage: Eukaryota; Metazoa; Chordata; Mammalia; Diprotodontia; Vombatidae
Gene: CLPSL2
Product: colipase like 2
Exons: 3
Coding region: 1-306 (101 amino acids)
Biological process (GO): digestion; lipid catabolic process; response to food
Cellular component (GO): extracellular region
Molecular function (GO): enzyme activator activity
Source: RefSeq, a predicted model, not a curated record